GUCAACGUUGAACCUAGCAAGUCAGCCAUUAUGUUUCAUAAUAAGCAGAGGUUACUAAAUACCUUUGAAAAGCUAUUGGACGAUGUCUAUGGAUCCGCCAUGGAUCGUUUUUUCCAUGCCCGCACUUUGGAUCAACCACCCACGUACGUUGGCCGAUUAACCAAAAGUUGCCUUGGGUAAUGUGAAGGAACUGACUGGGACAAUAGAAUGACUGCGGGAGUAGCGGAAGAAGAGUACGAAGAAACUUUAUUCCUACCAACGGCGCCUGCCACUGACAAGGUACCUGAUCGUAGCAUUCGUUCAGCUUCCGUUGGAUCUACAUCUUCAACCAAAGAUCGCUUGCCGUCCUCCUACUCCGCCGUCACUCCGGUGCGUGAACUUCCUCCCCCCAGCCUGCCAACAGGAUAUUCUUCCCCAAAAGAUCCCAGCGAAGAUAAUGACGAAGAAAACAUUGCGCUUGAUUUCUUUCGAAACAUUCAAUCGGGCGGUUCCCCCAACGAUUCUUUUAUCUCCCCACUUAUGGAAGAUGACAUUGUUCAUGGGAGUUCAACAGAAGACAGACUUUUUGAGCAAGUGGACACCUCGCAAGUCGCUGCCGAUACAUCAAAAGGUGUCGAGGAGAAUGAAAUCUCUCCACCGUCAACAUCAGCUCAACAGCGUUUGUUUCACCUCCCAUCACCUGCAUCUUCCAAGCCGAGAGCGACGGAACUACCAACUGGGGGUCGAUCCCCGAAGCGUCAUCGUAGUGUGGAUCAUGCACCUGACUCGGUCGGAGAGAAGCGACAGCGAACGUUAUCUGGAAUGUUCAAUAUGGAUAGAAGAGUUCAGUCAGAGGCUAUCGCCUCCGGUUCAACUCGAACGAUCCGUCCUCACGCGGAUGGUGACGCAAUAACAGCCGAUGCUUCCGAAACGAUUCCUCUGAUGGAUCGAAAUGACACGUCAAGCCCACGUCUCAGCAUACGCGGUCCUAGGAGGCGGAACAUUGCUUCUCUUAUGUCAGAUUCAGAAACCAAUCGAUCUUAUCUUUUCAAAACGCUGGAUCAAGAAAUAUCGGCAACGUGGGAUUUUGAAAAGAUACAAAGGGCUUUCAAAUUGGCUGCAGAUAUACCAAGCGAACCAUGUCGCGUUUCGCUGGACGAAUAUACUCAAUCAAACAUGGAUCCGCACAGUGCAAGCAGCGCAGCGAUUCUUAAAAACCCAGACAAUCCAAAAUACUCGUUUUACAUAACAAAGCGUCAAUCCUCUGGUCGUGGAAGUCUUGCGCAUGAAAUUAAUGUGAUCGAUCUGACCGCGUAAGGUUCAAGGAGUAAACGACGUAUUGACCAAGUAAGACUAACGUUCAGAACUUGGUUGUUCUUUGUAGGAUCCGAGCCUCAUCGAUAUAUCAUGAGAUGAUUUCUUCCUACGAAUUACCCUCGCAACCGCUAGAUCGACCU
Messenger RNA from Radiomyces spectabilis, 1436 nucleotides. RefSeq lists its product as uncharacterized. NCBI's taxonomy places the organism in Eukaryota, Fungi, Mucoromycota, Mucoromycetes, Mucorales, Radiomycetaceae. The record is from RefSeq and is a predicted model, not a curated record. The coding region runs from base 208 to 1296 and encodes 362 amino acids. The transcript has a single exon.